UGAUUCAGUGCGAAUCAGUGAACUGCAACUGUGGAGUUCUCAUUCACUUACAGAGGAUGCUCUCCCCACCGACGUGAUCAACAUGGUUUUAUUGAACUCCCGUGAUUUGCUUAGCGGAACUCCACCAAAUGCUUCUUCGUUACGAAUGGAUCGUUUUCUGUCGCAGAAUUAAAGGCGCAUUUUGAGAGUAAUGGAAUCAGUUCCCCUACCGAGUCGCACUUUGAGAAGAGGCUGAACAAGUGGAAUGCAAGCGGGACGCCUUCCGACAUCAUAGCUCAUCACAAUGGAGGGGACAUUGCCUACAUUUGGGAACACAAAUAACUGGAAGGAUCCUUAAGAAGGUGGCUGAUGACCUGAAAGAUUGGCAGAACCCAAUUGGAAGCAGUGUGUAAAAAAUACAUCUAGACACACCCACGUCCGAGAAUGAGGAUCAAAUACACAAUACCCAUUGUCUUCUUCGUGGCACUUGUUAUCAUUGAGAAGGAAAACAGGAUCAUCUCGAGGGUGUCAGAUAAGCUCAACCUGAAGCAGACUCCCCAAACUCCUCUACAGCCUGGUGCUUUCUCCCGCUUAGCACUGAAGCACAAUGUGUCCUUCCCCGCACUCAGCAAAGACUUCAAGGUGAUGAAGCGGCGCCUAGAGAACUACAGCGAACACCAGGACGUACCAACAAAAGGAAGGAAACAUGUUCUCCUGUUGGCCACCACCAGGACUGGAUCCUCGUUUGUAGGCGAGUUUUUCAACCAGCAAGGUGACAACAUGUUUUACCUAUUCGAGCCUCUGUGGCAUGUGGAGAAGAUGUUGACAUUGGACACUGGAGGUACUAAUGCUACUGCGUCGGCCAAGGCAUACCGUGACGUUCUCCAGCAACUUUUUCUGUGCGACUUCUCCCUGCUGGAAAGAUUCAUUGACCCGCUCCCUGUGAACCACAUAACCACUAGCCUCUUUCGCAGGGAGUCCAGCAGCUUUCUGUGUGAGGAGUCCGUCUGCAGCCCUGUUGUGAAAGGUGUUUUUGAGCGGUACCGCUGCAAGACGAGACGCUGUGGGCCACUGAAUCUGACCAUGGCGUCAGAGUCCUGCCUUAAGAAGGAUCACAAAGUCAUCAAGUCUGUAAGGGUUCGGCAGCUUGAAAAUCUCCGUCCACUUGUUGAGGAUCCACGUCUUGAUAUCAGAUUCAUCCAGCUGGUUCGGGAUCCCCGGGCUGUGCUGGCCUCGCGAAUGGUUGCAUUUGCUGCCAAGUAUAAGAGCUGGAAGGAGUGGGCCCUGGGUGGGGACGGGCCCCUCAAUGAGGAUGAGGUGAAGAAGCUCAAAGGCAACUGCGACAAUAUCCGAAUGUCUGCAGAAGUCGGCCUCAGGCAACCCCCGUGGCUGCGUGGUCGGUACAUGUUGGUGCGAUAUGAGGACAUUGCUCGUUUUCCCAUGAGGAAGGCAACAGAGAUGUUCCGAUUUUCUGGAAUUCCUUUCACUCCUCAAGUGAAAGCCUGGAUCCUGAAGAACACCCAGGUUUCGAAGGAGAUUAGUGGGGUUUACUCUACCCAGAAGAAAUCCGCUGAACAAGUAGAGAAGUGGAGGUUCAGUCUACCAUUCAAGAUAGCUCAGGUUGUGCAGAGAGCUUGUGGGCCAACACUGAAGCUAUUUGGGUACAAAUUUGUGAGCAGUGAAAAGAUGCUAACAGACAAAUCCAUAAGUCUUAUUGAAGAUAAAGUCAUUAGGGCUUAAAAUAAUAAGUAGCACAAAAUGGAGGAAAAAGGACUGUUUUUGACUUUAUUUUCUUGAAGUGAGGUUCAAUGAAGUUAUUAUCAGUAAUAGUUUCCUUACCUGUAGUGGACUAAUGUCAUAUUCUAGUGAGUUUGCAGGAAGAGGGAUGGGGUAGAGUCAUUCAAACAGAUCACGUUUUAGAUCUUUUGGGUUAACCAUUGUCAGGAGACUGCUGUUAAAGUUGUAAAGUGUAGAUGGUUGGUGGUUAAUAUAAAAGCAUCAGAUGCAUUAGAUAGAACCACUUGUUAUUGAGGAUUUUAAAUUGCUAAGAUCAUAUAAAAUGAGUAACUCUGGGUAGCAAUUAGCCUUCCACUGUUCCUAUAGUUCAUAUAAUUUUCUGUUUAUUGAUGCUGCAUAUAACUUAUGGCAAUAUGACAUCAUUACAAGUAAGGGAACAUUAUUCUAUAUUUAUUUUUAUACUUAAUUUUUAUGUUUUUUAUUUUGUUUUUAUAUAAUAACUUUGCCGAACCUCACUUAAAAAAAUUUUAAAUAUUCCUUUAAAAUCUCUUUGCAUUGAUUAUAUUUAUUGCUAUCAGUUCUUGUAAAACAGAUAGUCUGUUUUAAUUUUUUUUUUUACAAUUUAACAUAGUUUGAGGUCAUUAUUUAUAACCGAACUUUAAAGCUCAAUAAAAUACAGGUUAGCUGUUUUUGCACUCCAAACUGCUGCAACCCAUUGUUUGCUUUUUGUUAGGAAAGACCAAAUUUUAUAGCUGUGGCUUUGUGAACAACAAUGAGCAGUUUAACUAAAACACUUCCGGAAACCGCCACUCAUUGUUUCUUGAGAAGUUUUUUUCCGCAGGAACAACAAAAAUUAUGAUCGCACCAAAGACACACAAAAAUUAAAUUCUGUUGUAUUACAGGAUCUUUUCAUGCAAUAGUUCGUCUUUUAAAUUUGGGUAGUAAUCUCUUGUGAAAAUGUGUCUAUUUGAUCUUUUGUCUAUACUGUCCGAAUCUGCUAAUUUUGCACCCUUGCAGAAGUUACUAUUUUACAAAUCUGUAUUUUGACUUUGUUGAAGAAACAUUUCGUCACCUUCCUAAAAUAAUGGCUUAUGUCUUUUUUUUUUUUUGCCAAAUGUAAUUUUGGCAAAAAAAUAAUCUCCCUUUUUAUUACCAAAAGAUGAUUUAGGGAAACACUCACCUUAUGGCAAAAGAAAAAAAAUAAAAAUACUUAGGCCAUAAGUUUAGAAAGGUGACAAUACUUUGCCAAAAGCUGUUCAAAAUGUUUGCUAGGUGGUAAAGAUCACCUGAAGCAGAGGUCGCUGCUCUACUGUAAGCUAACAUUCCAACUGCAGCUGGUUUGCGGGAUUGUUCAAGGUUUCUCGACAGGUCUCUGUCUGUUCACUCAGCUCUUUUGGCAGGCGCUGAUAAGAGGCCACAAUACCCUGACCUCUAUUUAUGUGCUGAUGCUUGCCUUUUGUCUUUUGCAAUAAAUCAACUUUUAAAUUAAA
This is a messenger RNA of Xiphophorus maculatus (southern platyfish), 3206 nucleotides long. It is a transcript of the gene chst3b, whose product is annotated as carbohydrate sulfotransferase 3. Lineage: Eukaryota; Metazoa; Chordata; Actinopteri; Cyprinodontiformes; Poeciliidae. Gene Ontology annotation, molecular function: chondroitin 6-sulfotransferase activity; N-acetylglucosamine 6-O-sulfotransferase activity. Gene Ontology annotation, cellular component: Golgi membrane. The coding region runs from base 424 to 1719 and encodes 431 amino acids. Gene Ontology annotation, biological process: N-acetylglucosamine metabolic process; carbohydrate metabolic process. The record is from RefSeq and is a predicted model, not a curated record. The transcript is spliced from 3 exons.